CGCAUGCGUGAAGCGUAUAUCCGCUGUGGGAUAAUAAGCCCGCAUUCGAAACGGCGUCCUUCGUAGAAAUAUCACGCGACGAAUGUUGGAAGAUAAAUUUUUAGCCGCUGAGAAACCUUCUUAUAAAGGUUUAUUCCAGCUGCGGCGAUUACUUUACGAUGGAACGUUUAACACACAAUUAAGCGAGUGUGUAGGGAGUGCGUUCCAACAAGAAAUAGACUCAAAUAAGUCUGUUACACUAAUUACUCCAAAAACAAGCUUAUUAGAAAGUUUUCGUGGAAAGAAGAAUCUGAUUGCGGUUAGGUAUUCCGAAAAACAUUCUGGCGAGUACUAUGUGCGUGUCACAGAUUUUAUUGACAAGGGUGGAUUUUUUAAAUUGACCUGUGCAUUUCCCAGUGAUACAAAUUACAAUUUGUAUCACUGGAAAUCUUACUCCCCCGACAAGAGCAAGACAAAAUCUGAACAGGGCGACAUCGUCGCCUUCACAUUCUGGGAGAAAAAGGUCAUAAAGCUUUAUUUUAUGAACCGUAUUGUUAAGAAAGUUGAGAAUGCUGAAGUUAUACCACCUAGUGCUGUUGGAGCCACAAUAUUUGAAGAUGAGAAAAAUAAAAAAGCAAUUGAAAUGGUGACGAGAGACUCAAAUGGAGACUUAAAAGCAAAACUUUUUACUAAAGAAGAUAUUUCAAAUCUAACAACUGGAAAUGGUGAGAAGAAACAAACUACUGAAACAGAGGAAGAACAACCUAGUACUUCUUGUGAAACAGAUUGCGGAAAACCAAUUCAAGACAACAUGCCACAUACACAGCAAGCCUAUCAAGCAAGACACAAGCAAGACACAAGCUACACAGCAAAAGAGAGCAAGAUCAAGGCUGGUCAAAUGCAGAUGGAAGGAGAGAGAAUGAGAGCCAAGGAUGAACAACAACCUAGUACUUCUUAUGAAACAGAUUGCGGAAAACCAAUUCAAGACAACAUGCCACAUACACAGCAAGCCUAUCAAGCAAGACACAAGCAAGACACAAGCUACACAGCAAAAGAUAUUUCAUAUCUAACAACUGGAAAUGGUGAGAAGAAACAAACUACUGAAACAGAUGAAGAACAACCUAGUACUUCUUGUGAAACAGAUUGCGGAAAACCAAUUCAAGACAACAUGCCACAUACACAGCAAGCCUAUCAAGCAAGACACAAGCAAGACACAAGCUACACAGCAAAAGAGAGCAAGAUCAAGGCUGGUCAAAUGCAGACGGAAGGAGAGAGAAUGAGAGCCAAGGAUGAAGAACAACCUAGUACUUCUUGUGAAACAGAUUGCGGAAAACCAAUUCAAGACAACAUGCCACAUACACAGCAAGCCUAUCAAGCAAGACACAAGCAAGACACAAGCUACACAGCAAAAGAGAGCAAGAUCAAGGCUGGUCAAAUGCAGACGGAAGGAGAGAGAAUGAGAGCCAAGGAUGAAGAACAACCUAGUACUUCUUGUGAAACAGAUUGCGGAAAACCAAUUCAUGACAACAUGCCACAUACACAGCAAGCCUAUCAAGCAAGACACAAGCAAGACACAAGCUACACAGCAAAAGUAAGUACGACUGUGCAAAAAAACCUUGUUACUCAAGCGAUAAUCACCUCUAUAGCAGAGCAAAUAAGCACUGACUGGAAAGAUGUUGGAAGAAGGUUAAAAUUGGAGGAAAGUAUACUUGACAAUAUAGAGGACGAGAACCGUAAGACAAAUGAGAAAUCUACCAAAAUGCUUAAUAAAUGGAAACAGCUAAAUGCAGCGUCUGCUACUAUUCAAGUAUUGAUGGAUGCAUUGAAGCAAGCAGGAAGGAGAGAUAUAGCAGAGACAUUGGAAGAAAUGACUCAAGUGCAUGCCUCAGAGCAAGAUGAAGAUGUCCGUACAGCCACCACAGCAUUAGAGAAAUUGGAGCUAUCAGCAGAUGGUUUCAGUGACAGGGGAAAGCCUUUAACCACUCCUGAAAAGUGAAUAUUUCUCUUUGAUACAAUUCAAGUACAAGUGCUGGCUAUUUUCCACCGACCUCUGGAUACUUUUUUUUAAAGUCGACUUAACUUUUAUUUGAACUAAAAAGAUAAAAUAACUUCCACCUAAGUAGGGACUUAGCAAUCUCCACUUGAAGGCCCUGCAAUACAACAGGGCAGUAGUAAGGGUUGGCACUGGGAGCAUCUGCCCCCCCAGGGGCGGAUCCAGAAGUUCCAGAAAGAGGGGCUGAAGCAAGCCCUGAUUCAUUGCUUUUCUGUGAAUUUCCUUACAUUUCUUGUUCUUUUUGAAAUACCUGUAAAAAGGAGUUCAAUGUCCGCUCGGCCCACCCCUAGAUCCGCCUCAGCCUUGAAUAGUUUGAAAUGCCUUAUAAUUUUAGUCUACUUAGCAGCAUUGUAGUGAAGUGUAUUGUGUUUAUUAAUGUAUUUUAGUAUCUAAGCACUACAUAAUAUAUUCUUAGGCAGGUAGUACUGAUUUUUAUUCAAUUCUAGUUUUUCUGAAAGAACAUAUAAUAUGCUGUAAAUUUCAAUAAUUCUUUAGGUCCAGAGUAUUAAAUUAAAAAUAAUAUUUAUA
Nematostella vectensis (starlet sea anemone) is the source of this 2560-nucleotide messenger RNA. RefSeq lists its product as uncharacterized. Gene Ontology annotation, molecular function: protein binding. Bases 83 to 1975 code for a protein of 630 amino acids. The transcript has 19 exons. Gene Ontology annotation, biological process: signal transduction. The record is from RefSeq and is a predicted model, not a curated record. Lineage: Eukaryota; Metazoa; Cnidaria; Anthozoa; Actiniaria; Edwardsiidae.